Messenger RNA from Symbiodinium sp. CCMP2456, 2136 nucleotides. The record is from the annotation of a GenBank genome assembly. Lineage: Eukaryota; Dinophyceae; Suessiales; Symbiodiniaceae.
GGUCAGGACAAGUCGAACCAGGAGCUCAGGUUGUUGGACGAGUAUGCCGUCGGUCAGACACUAGGCGAGGGAGCCUUUGGUGUGGUCUCUGUUUGCAAGAAGAGAGCCACGGGCCAGGAAUUCGCCGUGAAGAUGGUUGACAAGGUGGAGACGCCCGUGGAGGCCAUCAAGAAGGAGGCCGACAUGCUGGCGAGCAUGGACCAUCCCAACAUUGUCAAGUUUCAUGGCGUCUACUACGAGAGGUGCUUCGUGUGCAUCGUCAUGGACAAGUUGGAUGGCGGGGACCUGGUGGAGGGGCUGCAGCGUCACCUCAAGGAGCGAGGGCAGAUCAACUGCCUGGACGUGGUGCACGUCGCGUACCAAAUGGCAUCUUCCAUUAGCUACUUGCACAACAGGAACGUGGUCCAUCGGGACGUGAAAGGAGACAACUACCUGAUGGACAGAAAGAACAUGACCGACGGCCAGUGCAAGAUUGUCCUCACGGACUUCGGCACGGCCUGCAACUGCAAGCCUGCAGACCGCCUUUCCUCGGGGGUCGGGACAAAGAUCUUUUGGCCCCCCGAGUUCUUCGACCGCGAGUACGGCCAGAAGGUAGACGUGUGGGCGAUGGGCGUCAUCAUGUACGGCCUUGUGAGUGGCCGUUUCCCUUUCAGAGAUGAGAACGACGUCAGGAACAAAGAGGUUCGAAUUCCGAAGCGCGUCCACCCGGUCUGCGAGGAAUACAUCAGAAAGAUGCUGGACAAGAGCGAGAAGACUCGCAUGAGCUCGUCUGAGGUGAUGGCUCAUCCGUGGAUCGCCGGAAAGUUCGGCCAGACCACGGCAGGGGACAACAAGCCGACCGAAGAGGAGGGAGACAAGGAGGCAGAUGGUAUGGUGGAGGCCGGCGUCAAUGACGGCAUCAAGGAACGACGUCAGGAGCUGAUCCUCCGCAUGAACCGCGAAGCCGAGAGCCGCAAAGGCAUCUCGACGAAGAAGCAGCUUCAGAACCACAAGCACAAGAAGUUCGUUGUGGCUGACAAGAUCGUGCAAGGCGGCAAGGCAUCCUACGAGUGGAUGUCCGAGGACCAGGUCAAGAAGGACCGGCUCUUGGACUUUGACAACAAGAGCGCCGCUCCCAAGGACGACCCAAUGGACUUGGCGAUGUUCCGGAAAACACUGGUUGAGCACCAGAUCGAUCCGAACGUCUUCGGCGUGGCCAAGGCCAAAGGCCUUGACCAGCUGGCCAAAGAGGUGGAGACGGGCGCCUCGAGGCUCAUGUUGGAUGCGCAGCAGCACAAGAAGCUGGUGCGUGUGGUGGAUGUGGUGGUGCUGAAGCUCCGCCCUAGUGACGGCUCGCGGCUUCUCGUGGAGUCCAAGGAGAAGUUUCCGGAUGGACGCGAGCGAGAAACACUGCGGCUGCCUGGGACAAAGAAGGAGCCCCACGAGAACGCCAGGCAGACAGCCGAGCGCAUCCUCACGGAGAUGAUGAACGUGGAUUUGAGCAUGGUGCCGGCCCUGAACUCUCAGCUCAUACAGCUCGCGCAUGCGGUUGACUUGUACCAAAGUGAGAAGUCGCCAAGCCGCCCGAAAGCUCUGCUAGAGGAAGAAAUCAUGAGUGCAAAGCUUGAGCUGCUGUUUCCGAGGCUAACCGUUGUCCCACUGCCAGGGCGUGACGACCGUGUACCGCAAGGUGGGCCUGCCAACCAUGCAGGAGUGGAGCUCGACGGACCCACAGGCUUAGAACUGGGAAUCGAGAAGCUCAGGAGCUUGAAGGAAUUCUCUUCCGAGUUGAUCAAGGGCGAGACACGCCUUCUGCAGGUGCCCAGUGGCGAAAUCCUCGUCAUCACCGAGGUCGUUAUGAUGAUCCUCCAGAAUCCGGAGACGAAAGAGACGUUGGUGCAGACGGGCCAGGUCUGGCCGGAUGGCAAGUCGAGCAACCAGGCACGCAUCCCAGGCGCCAAGCGCCGGCCGGACGAGAACCAGUUCCUGUGCGCGCGGCGAAUCCUGAAAAGGCAAUUGGAGAUCGACGAAAAUGCCGUGCGAAUCUCACAAGAGGUGGGCUACAUCGAAGAGGAUCGCAGCUCCAGGAGUUACCCUGGCCUCAAGACGGUCUACCGAAAGCGCAUCAUCAAGGGAGAGGUCAUUCCAGGUGCAUGA